This is a messenger RNA of Oryzias melastigma (Indian medaka), 5276 nucleotides long. RefSeq names its product cyclin-dependent kinase 6 (gene cdk6). Lineage: Eukaryota; Metazoa; Chordata; Actinopteri; Beloniformes; Adrianichthyidae. Gene Ontology annotation, cellular component: nucleus; cyclin-dependent protein kinase holoenzyme complex; cytoplasm. The record is from RefSeq and is a predicted model, not a curated record. Gene Ontology annotation, biological process: regulation of gene expression; signal transduction; cell dedifferentiation. The transcript has 8 exons. The coding region runs from base 1482 to 2459 and encodes 325 amino acids. Gene Ontology annotation, molecular function: cyclin binding; ATP binding; cyclin-dependent protein serine/threonine kinase activity.
CUUUGGUUUAUCUGUAUUCUGCAUUUUUAUUUUUAUGUUUUAUUAGUUUUAUUUUCUUAAGAGUAUUUUUUUAUUAUUAUUUCCUUAAUAACAUCGAUGUGCCCGAUGGGAAUUAACAGAAAAUUUAGCCUUUUUUAAUUUGAUUUUUAAUGUUUAUUAAUGUGUUAUAUGCCUUAAUUAAUAAAUAAAUAUAUGUUUUUAAUUUAUAAAAUAUGUACUUACACUGUGAUCAUAUUACAUUUAUGAAUAAUAAAUAAGCUAUAAUUGCAUUUAUAGUUUUUGUUCCACAUUAUGGUUCAUAAACUGAGUUUUUCAUCUGCUGAGGCCACUUUGUCUUGAAUAAUGCCCGGGGUGACAAAGGUGAUGCUUUGCAUAAUUUUCCAUAUUUUUGGGGGGCAUCAAUAAGAAUGCCAGUUACGCCUGUUGCAGUGCAUUGAAUCCGGCCCCACGACCACCCCCAGCCGGCGCAGCGACCACCCCCGCCACAGUUCAAGCCACCGGGCCUUGAACCUGACCCUUCAGGAGCAUCUAGGGCGAGCUUGUCACAUCGCAUUCCCGCUGGCGCAUUGUUGCACGCGGAGCCUUUGAGGCCAGAGAGAUAGAUAGAUGGAUAGAUAGUGUGGCCGGUGCGUCCAAUAAACCUCCCUCGACCCCCCCUCCCCGUCCUCGUCCCCUGCGGUGCUCCCGGUUUUGACAGAAAGGACAAAACCCGCGGAGGGAGCUAUGAAUGGCAAAGCACCAAGGAGGCCGAGGGAGAGCAAAAAGGAGGCGGCGUGUCUUUGUAGUCGGGGAAGGAAUGCGGAAAUGUCCUCGCGCCGUGUCAAACCUCUCUGAAGGGGGUCAGGCCACAUUCAGCCGGCGUGGGAAAGCCAGGCGGAGACGGAGCUCACGCGGCCGAGCGCGGCGGCAGCUCCAUAGGCCGGUCCGCGCGGACGCAUGCGAGGGGGGCAGCAGAGAAAGAAAGAAGGCGUAAUAUCGAAAGAGGUGCGUGGCUUUGGAGGAUUAUAACGCACUUUUUGCCUUUGUCCUAUGACACCCCCCCACUUAAAAAAAAAAAAACUUAUCACACACCCCCUUCCCUCCACCUCCACAAGUUAGUUUUGCACAACCCCUCUCCUCCUCCGCCGCCGCCUCCUCCUCCUCCCCCUUGUUUGAGAGGUUCUGCUGGGGCUGGUGCAGUCUGAGGGAUGGGGGGGCUAGAGCCUGCACCGUGAACUACCUGUGUGGCCCCCGCAUGGAAGACAGUGGGCAGGGAUGCGUUUGAUGGAGCAGUUUUUCCCCGAGCCUUGAACGCCUCCUCGCCGUUUUAUUCGAGCAUGCCGACGUUACGACAUUUCACUGACAACAUAAAACAAGGCAUGGCGCGUGCCAACUUUUUUCUGUGAAAAUGCCUUUGUGAAAAACUCAGGCUCGUCACCCUCGUCGGGAUUCCCCGCAAUAUUUUCAACAAGAGACGAGGAAAAGAAAAAAAAUCUGCAAAAAUGGACAAAGAAUGUAUUGGUACCCAGUAUGAGCCUGUGGCCGAGAUUGGAGAAGGAGCCUAUGGAAAAGUGUACAAGGCCAGGGAUUUGAAGAACGAGGGACGCUUUGUAGCCCUGAAAAGAGUUCGAGUCCAGACGGAGGAAGAGGGAAUGCCGCUCUCCACCAUCCGGGAGGUGGCGGUACUGAGGCAGCUGGAGGCUUUCGAGCACCCUAACGUCGUGAGGUUGUUUGAUGUGUGCACGGUGUCUCGUACAGACCGGGAAACCAAACUCACUCUGGUCUUUGAACACGUGGACCAGGACCUGACCACGUACCUGGAGAAGGCUCCUGAUCCCGGAGUUCCGCCCGAGACUAUCAAGGAUAUGAUGUACCAGCUGCUUCAGGGACUGGACUUCCUGCACUCGCACCGUGUGGUUCACCGUGACCUUAAGCCCCAAAACAUCCUGGUCACCAGCGGAGGACAGAUCAAGCUGGCGGACUUUGGGCUAGCUCGCAUCUACAGCUUCCAGAUGGCUCUGACGUCUGUGGUGGUGACUCUCUGGUACCGGGCCCCAGAAGUUCUGCUCCAGUCCAGUUAUGCUACACCGGUGGACCUGUGGAGCGUCGGCUGCAUCUUCGCAGAGAUGUUCAGGAGAAGGCCGCUAUUUCGAGGAAACUCAGAUGUUGAUCAGCUGGGAAAGAUUUUUGAUGUUGUUGGAGUGCCGUCAGCAGAAGACUGGCCCCAGGAAGUUGCUCUCCCUCAGAGUGCCUUCACCCCCCGGCCCCCCAAACCCAUAGAAGACCUGGUUCCAGACAUAGACGAGCAAGGACGAGCUCUAUUGAUGCAAUUUCUUGCGUUCAACCCCUCCAGGAGAAUAUCGGCCUUCACCGCCCUGAGUCACCCCUACUUUCAGAGCCUGGACAGCCACAGCAGAAGCGUGUACGCGGCACAGCCCAUCCCCAGCAACAGCCCCACCAUGGAAGAAAGAACAGCCUGAUCCUCCGCCUUUAGCUGUCCUGUACACUUUCUAUAAGAAGUGUUUUACCUUCCCCUUUGCUUAGUUGUUCUUACAACAUCAAAAAUGCAUGAAUUACGUCAGUUUGAUACUGAUAUUUAUAUAAAAGACUUCAAAUUGAAGACACAUCUUAAAAAAACAAAAAACAAGGAGUUAGAAAGUCUAGAGAGCUUUUACCUCUUUUAAACUAAAGAGGCUGUGAGGUCUGGAAACGUCUUCAUCCUCACUUUCUAAAGACCAAAUGUGAUUUUUUGAGGCCAGUUCUGACUGCAUCAGUGAUGAAUUGUGUCACACGAUAAGCCCUCCUCAAAUAUGAGACGGAGAACAGUAAUACUAAAUCCACCUGGUUCCCAUAAUUGCUAUUUUUUUAAGUUUAGAUUUGCAUGCGUUUGCGAUGCAAAGAGAGCUGGUGCACUAAAUGUGCAGUGGUUGUGUUAAACAACGUUUCCAUGUUUAAUCUGAUGGUUCUUGUUAAAGUGAGGACUGUCCUCCAGCUGAGGACGGCCCCCUCUUGCUUUGCUGUCAGUCAUUUUUGUGGUUUCAUUUCUGUUGAUCCUGAAAGCUUGACGUUUGGCGUUUUUGGUCACAAAUACAGCUGCCAUUGCGCGAUGGGGAGGCAGAAUCUAUAAGAUUUCAUACCGAUUUUUUUGAAAAAUCGUUGGCGUGGUCAUGAAUCUUGUAAGGCUACCGGGCGUCUGGCGGCACUUGAUAUGAAGAGUUUCUGCCAGCCGGUGAAUCCUGGGGCUACCUCCAAAUGUGCCCGUCGGCCACACACCAAUGCCACCUUUUAGAGAAAAAUCGUCCGGUCGCCAUCAAAUUUGGGCCAAGAUAAGCUAACGGAGAAGCUUUUCUGGCAGUUUUAUUCUACUUCGGGCUGUGUUCAAAAUUGUUGAAGCCAUUUUAUUUGUUAUGUUGAUUCAUUCUUCUAUUUGAUUCCUCUAAAAAUGCAGAGUAUUUAAAGUACAUGUGUUAUGGAACAAAAAUUGGGGUCUAAAAACCGCACAAAUGUCUUUUCCCUGAUCCGACAAUCACCUUUUUUUCGGUAAAGCUCAACUUCAUUUCCACAUUCUAAAUGAACAUAUGGAUUUGAGGGGCCAAUGCUUCUUAUGGUCAGUGUACAAAGCCUCAGAAAGUGACACAGCACCUCCUUCCCCCUGGAACCGUGCACAACUUUGUCCUAUCGUGAACUGAUGGUUCGCAUAUUGCUGCUUUUUAUUUUUAUUUUUUCCAACCUUGUGAAACUUAAACGGACAGCCAGAAAGCAUUGGCGAAAAAGUCGAGGUGCUGGAGCCGAAGCCAGGAGCGGCAGGUGGACGACGUCCUGCCUUUCCGCUCUCUGUGGGAGUGUGAAUAUGAACAAUGCAAGCACACUCACAGACACACGACCGUUGUUCGCCGCCACAGACAGAAGCAUGUGCUCAUGCACCCAUCAAGUUAUUCCAAUGACUCAAAAAGCCAGCUAGCUCCUCCAUGUUUCAUUUUCACCUUCAGUGAUGCUGCCACCGUGUGGACACCCAGAGUAACUGCAGACCAGCCAGUAGCAGGAUUCUAAUGGCUGCUGCAGAGUGCUGACACAGUGAUGAAACAGAUUAUCCUGCCACUUACUUUAAGACUUUUUCUUUCAUACUUGUAGUAUUUUAUUAUGAGCAUUUACUAGUGUGAAAUCCAGUUAUUUAAAUUUUACAGCCUUGAAAUAGGCGCCACCAGCAACAGAAAAACAUUUGGCAAAAUACUGAUACCAAUAUUCUGUAUUUAAUUUUAAUAUUAUUGACAAGUCUUAUAUACUUGUUACUUGAUUUUUUUUUUUUUUUUAAUAAUGAUGCUGAGGCAUACAGUAUUCAUCGAGAACACCAUCUAUAGAGGAUCAGAGGAGUUUGUGUAUGUAAGGAAUGUAUAGAGGUUAGGCUUUGGUACUGUACAAAGAUACCUGCUAGGUGACAUGAUAGAUAACUUGAUAUGUGCAUUGUCAAAUAAUAAAUGUAGAGUAGUGAGUGUUUUGCCUUUUGCAAAUGUUUGGGUGGAUAAAGGAUUUCUAUUCGUAUGGAUUGAGCGCAGCAAACAGGUAUUUCUCCAUGUGCUGUUGUGUUGGUGUUAGCAAGGAAAAAGCAAGUUAUGCAGAGUUGUAUUUUUGUAUGUUCUAGUUCUUGUACAACAGUAACGUUUUAACACUGGUUUAUGUUUCCUGAGCAGGUAGUGCUGACGACACACUCACACACACAUACAGAUUCAUUCUCAGGUUUUAUUUGAUUUUUUUUUUUUGGUAUUUUUCUGGACGUCCAAACCUCUCGGGCACAGUUUGCACAUUUCUGGGCUACUAAACGACCACAGUUCAACUUCUUCAGGUUUUUUUUUUCUCUUUUAAGCUGUUUCACAACGGUGUUUUUGGAUCACAGUCUACUGUCUUUACUAUUUAUCAGAUGUAUGUUACUGUAGUAUUUACAGUUUGUCUGCAGAGACUCUUUAAUGCUGAACACAACGGAUCACGUGUAACCUACUAUCUGCUCUUCUUCACACUUUGUUUGAUUACAAUAACUCUGGUGUAAGUGAAAGCUACAAGUACCUUAGAAAUUAUGGUUUACAGUUGAAAUAAUGACUGCGUUUGUCCGAUUUCCGUGAAUGCAAUCACUCUAUUCUUUCAAGAAUUGUUACACAUUUCAGUCUCAUAACAGCUCUGAGUUAUGUCAGUGUUUUGGCUUCACUCAUAUCACUCCGAUUGACAGACUUUUGUAUGGAUGUCUUAUUACUCUGUUGCACCGGCUGAAUAAAAAAAGCAGCUUUUUAUAAAUUAUGUGACUUCAA